AUGCAAAGACUCUCUUAAAAUCAAUAAGGUCGAUAAAAAACAAGAAAGAAGUAAGUUUUGAUGAUAGAAAAGGCUUAUAUUUUUUUAAAAAUUAUUGGUUAAGCGUUUAGCUAUUUAAUUUUUUAUUACGAAAACACUAUUAGUCUUGAUAUAUAAAGUAUGCUACUACCAUUAGUUUGUUUCUUUUUAGGUUUUUUUAUAAAUUUCAUAUUAGUUUAUCGCUUUCAUAGUCAUAAUGCUUUCACAUGCUUCCAUAUUAUUUUGAUAUCGUUCUCAGUUAUGUUUGCAGUAGAAACAAAUGCAGUUGAUUAUAAUUAGAAUUAAAAGCAAAUAAAGAUGUUUAUGAUUCUCAUAUACUAUUCUUGCAUAUUGAUUGGAAGAAUUAACUUUGGCAAUAGACAUGCUGCUUUAAUGGUUUUAAUGCUUAUAAUUGUAUUUAUGAUAUAUUAAAUAAUACUAUUUUAUCAAAUAAUUGAUUUAUUGUUUAUGAUUGCCUUUUUGCUUUAUAAUUCGUUUGUUAUUUGGAAGUAUUUUAGAUUACUAGAUGAACUCUCUAACUUCUAAGAAGAAUUAAAGAGCCACUAAUAUAAGAAUAAGCUCGAGAAAAAGAAAUUAAAACUGAGAAUAUAAAAGGAGGCUUUAAAAGAAGGAAUAAGUGAUUAUAUAUUUUUCACAUAUUUAUAGUAAAAUGAGCAGCAUAAAUUGAGAUUCUACUAGAUAAAUAGAAUAUUUCAACAAAAUUUUGAUAAAAAGUAUAUGCAAAAUUUAAUGUCAAGGAUGAAAGUCAAUUAGAAAAGCGAUAUUUUAAAAAUAUAAAAAAAAAUAUAUAAACUUUUGACUGAAUAUUCUUCAUCCAGCUUUGAGGAUUUUGUAAAAAAUAUAUCAUAGGAAAGGUAAAACAAUAUGAUUAACUAGCAGAACCAAGGUUCUUUAGCACAUUUUAAUAAUGUAGAUAAUUGCAAGUAUCAUAAUUCAAAUACAUCUGAAGUGUAAGAUGAGUAGCAUCAGAGUGUGUAAGACUAAGAUCAUAUGGCAAAUUAAAGGAAAAAUGUAUUUAAUUUUGAUAAUAAAAAUUAAUAAAAAUAUUAAAUGAAUGGCUUAGAAUAGUAACUUUGGUUUUUAGACUCUCUUAAAAAGUGUAUUUCAAAUAUAAAGGAAUAAAUAAACAGGGAUCCUAAUCAUUACCAAGAGCAAAGGUUACUUGUCAAUUCUUUUAACAUGCAAGAAAUUAUCCUUGUCUUGCUUUUUUGGAUUCAAUUUAAGAGUUAAAAAAAAAGUGGAAUUGGUGUUUAGAAUUGCCUCCUCACAAGAACAAAAUUAUAAGAUGUUGAAAUUCAACACGAAAAUAUGCUUUAUAGUGCUAAUUUAUUUAAAUGUAAGCACAAAUCUUAAUGGAGUUUAUUUUUUUCAAUGAGUAAAAAACAGAGUUUCAGUACCAGUGAUACGACUAGCAACACAAACACAGAUGAAACCACUUAGAGAUUACUAUAAUUUUUUAAAACUCGUACUGAAAAAUUCUCAAGAUGUAUAACUUCAUUACUUUGUAAGUUUGAUAGCAUAAAAAACUUCAAUGCAAAUAAUGAGCAAGAACUCAAUUAGUUAGCAUUUUAGUUUGAGUAUCUUAGGAUGAUCACAAAGGAUAUGGAAGAGUACCGCGAGUAUCUAUAAGAAUAAUAGGGAUUUAAUGCAAAUGUAAGAGACUAAGUAAUUAAAAUAUAAUAAAAAAAUAUAAGUUAAUUUAAGUUCAAGCACCUAUUUGAGGAGGUCCGUAGUUUAUUUUCUUAAGAAGUGAACUUAAAAUCAACUACUAUUAGUCUAUAAGAAAUAAAUUAAGGUGAGUGUUUGCUAAACACAGAUUAUGAAAAAUUAAAAAGAAUAUUGAUUCUGCUAAUAGAAAAUAGCUUGAAUUAUUAAAAAGUUGGUACUAUUGAUAUACAGGUCAAAGAAGAAAAAUCAAAUCUUAUUUGCAUCAAAUUAAUAGAUAGUAAUAAUACUAUUAAUGAAAGAGUUAUUGAAGAUGUCAAUACAAAAGGCUACUCAGAAAGUGGAUCUGGCUUUGGAAUAAUAACAUUAUUGGCAAAAUCUAUUACACAAUAAUAAGAAAAGCCUUUUUUAAUUGUACCAGAUAAAGUGAAUGAUAGAACAUAUUAUGUAGUAAAAAUAUCUAAGAAUUUACAUGAAGAAUACUAUAAUUAGACAUACAAUAAUAUUAGUCAAAACGUUUUUUAAGAGGCACCAAAUGAACCAAAGGAGAGAGAUGUGUCUAAUAAUAGUAAUUAAUAGUUAAAUAUAGAUCAGCUUAUUAGGAAUAAUUAAACAUAACUCCAUGAUGGAAGUUAAGUAAAUGGGAAAAAUCCCUCCCUACCAAUUGUUAAUUCUAAUUUAAACUCUCCAUUGAAAAUUAAAUCUCAAGUUGAUGUUAAGAUAUAGUUUAAUAAUAUUCAAAUUAAAUUACCAGAUCCUUAUUUUUAUUAUGGCGUUUAAUAAAAAAAGGCUAACAAAAAUGUACAUGAUAAUAAUGGAUCUAACAUUAAUAUUUUUGAUAGAGCAGGAACAAAUAAUUUCUUAUAAAUAAAUCAAAAUAUAAAUAGCAGCAAUAACAACACUAUCAGGUAAAAUAGCUUUCCAAAUUUAAAUAAUAAUAGUCCUUAUCCACAAACUUAAAUGGUAAACAACCAUGAAAAAAAAUCUUCUAUGUUUUUGAUUGUCAGCUGUGAUAUUAAAAUAUCUGCAAGCCUUUACUAGCUACUUCUAAAUAUUUGUAAUAAUAAGAAAGAGUUAGUAAAGCAUGCUAAUAACAAAGAUAAAUACAAAGAUCUCCUCGGAAAAUACUAUUUUGAAUUUAUUCUAAUAGAUAAGUUAGAGGAAAUUCAAUUUAGGGAGAUAGUGUAACUAAUAAACCAAUAUUAUAGAAACAAAAAAUAAAACCAAAAGAUAAUUUUCUUUGACUACAACAUAAGUAUUUAUAGAAAUUUAGAAGCAGAAAUACCUUUAAUUCAGUAAAAUGAUUAUAAUAUAAAUGAUACUAAAUCAGAUUUCAAACUACAGAUACCUUCAUAAAUUAAUUAAUAUUUUAUUGAUCAAAACAAUUAUAACGGCAAUUAUAAAAAUGGAUUUUUAGAAAAAUAAAAUGCAUCCUACACCUAUAAAAUACCUCCUAACAUAACAUAAUCAUAGCAUAAUUUAGAAGACAUUAGGUUUUAACCAAAUAAAACAAAUUCUAGAGAAUCUUCCUAAAAUGAAUCUCUAGAAUCGGUAAGCGUACCUAACGAACCCUAGAAUUAAAACAAGAAUAAAUCUAAUUUUAUGGGCGGCGGGCAUUAAAUUGAUAGAUAAGAUUAUGGAAUAAAUACUGCAAGGUCUAUGAAUAAAAACCCUAAUGAAACAGAUAUAUUAUAAUAUUCAAUAAACAAUUUAGUUGAUAAAGGAAAUAAUACUAGCUAAAAUAAAUUUUAAACAAACAAUCUAAAUCACAAUAAUGGAUUUAACAGUAAAAAAGUAAAUUUUGUAGAAGAUGAAACUAAAAAUAAAAGUGAAGAUCUCAAAAUAAAAAAGCUUAAUCUACAAAGUCCUCAAAUGUUCCAGCUUUCACAAGCCCCUCACCCACAUGUUGCAGCCUAAGAUACAGAGCAAAACUCUAUAAAAAGUUCUACUUACAGAGGCAGAGCUAUUACCCAUAGUCCUGAUGAUCGCAGAAAUUCCCCUUCAAAUCCUCCUCUUACACUUAAAAAAUAAAAUACGGGAAAAUCUUCUAAAAAGCAGCUAUAUGUAAGAACAGAUUAAAUUAAUAAAUCUUAUGAUUUAUAAUAAAAAUAAAUUGAAUUAGCUGUUAUAAAAAACAGUUAAAUUUAACAAGCUAAUAUAUUCUCUCAUAAAUAUAUUGAAUCUAUUGAAGUAGCUUAAAGUCUUAAAUUCUUUUAUUAUUCAAUACAGUAGCCUUUCGGCUAUACUCAAAUAUACGAAGCUGUUCAUCAUAUGGAUUCUAUAAGAAACUUAUCUCAUUUGAAUUUCAACUUUUUUAACUUAAACACAUCUUACAUUUACUACCAAUGA
Tetrahymena thermophila SB210 is the source of this 4053-nucleotide messenger RNA. RefSeq names its product transmembrane protein, putative. The transcript has 2 exons. Lineage: Eukaryota; Ciliophora; Oligohymenophorea; Hymenostomatida; Tetrahymenidae. The record is from RefSeq and is a predicted model, not a curated record.